CCCCAUAAACUCACAACAUAAAUAGCAUCGGAGCUGCAGGAUCGAUAGUUUUUUACGAAAUCCAAAGGAAAGUACUUAUUUCAUGUGGAGAACAAGAGUAGGGCAACUCGUCAAUUGUCUCACCUGAAGCUUUCCAACAACGUCACCGAUGAUGGAUAGAUUCUUUCUCUGGAUUUGUCUCCUGUUUGUGGCUAUCCCUCUAGUUCUGGCUGAGGACAUGAAGCGGGAGACGCAAAGUAAGGAGCAUGAGAAUGAUUCAGUUUGGAAUCAAGGGAAGUCCAGGCGUCUUUUCGCUAGGAGGCAGACUUUCCUUGGUCACGGUCACCAAGUUGCAAAGCUGAAGCUGGAGCCUGCACCACCUGUUCGUCGGUGUGCUCGAGUUACAGAGAACUGCUCCCCUCAUACUGCCUGCUGUGACCCCUGUUCUUCCUGUCGCUGUCGCCUCUUCAACACCAUCUGCCACUGCUGGAGACUCAGCCCACACUGUCCUAAAAAGUCCUAGACACACCCACAGACUGCUGUCUCACACUCACUUCUUCAUUCCAAGUCCACAGACUAAAAGUGAACACAUGCACGCACGCACAGAGACACACACAGACCUUUGCUUGCUGGAUGCUGAUCUGAGUACAGCCAAGAACUACAAUCAGCAACUCACACAGAGCUCACACACACUGUACAUCUACCUCAAACAAAACCUGUACAGGCAGAACCCCAGGCACACUCAAAGUUUUGGGAUUCUUAAUGGUAAAUAUUAGAGUUACUUUCGUCAGCAAACAUUAUUAAUCAAAUAGCCUGUUCUUACUGUCAAGAAAAUGGCUGAUGCUGAUGGAAUAAAUCAACAUGGAAAACUACUACUCAUUAUCUUUUCAUUUUAAGUUUACAACACAAAACUCUUCAUGACUAUAACAAGUUUGUUAAUCUUUGACAUCACUACGGUCCAAGUCAUACUGCAAAACAAAGAAGUUAAAAAGGACCAGAACUAUUAGUCAGACUGUGGAAAAAGACUACCAUUAUGACUCAAUCCAAAAAAUGAUUGUUGAAAGGAACACUGGUAAACACAUUCUGACUACCAUGCAGAUCCAUCCCAAACCAUGCUGAACACACAAGAACAUAGGAUAAACACUUAUACACAACACACCUGACUCAUACACACUUUGUGUAUAUUACAUAUGUACAGCUAAUUGGGAGUUUUUUAUGUUUUAAGGUUGGAUCGCUGAUGUUGAUAUCUGUGGGAUACUUUAAAACCCUCUGUGACAUUAAUGGUAAAUAGGGCGAUAUACAUGGAUUUGAUUAAAUCUUUUAUAUACUGACACAGUGGAGGCAUUGUGGAUAUGUUUUUUUGCGUUAAGUUUUCAUGUUCAUGUUUCAUAACAACUUGUAGCAAAGACCUGCAUCACUUACUUCUGCUAUUCAAUAAGUAUCCUUUUAUCCCUUUGUUAUCCUCAUUGUAUUGCUGCUCUCUCAUGUCGAGCUGUUGGCAAAACAAUAUUGCACUGGGAUGCUCAUUUUACAGUAACUUCUCUCUGUAAUCCAAGCUUAUGGGGUUUAACAUGGAAAUAAAGUCGGUUAAUAAAUAUACAAAAGGUGCAUACAAGCAAAUUAAACAAAAGAUGCAGAAAGUGAAGAGUCAUGAUUAAUCCGUUAAAGGUGACACAUAUUUAGAUUUUCUCUGUGCUUCCCCCUUUCUCUACAUAUCAAAUUACAAGUGGAAAAUCCAGUUGUCCAGAGCAUUACUCUCUGAUAGGCAUAAAACACAUACAGUCACACAGCCUUACUCAGGGGCCUCUCAACACUCCCUCACAUGGUGAAAUAUGCUCAUUGGAGGAUUGGAAUAUGCAUGAAUUCAAAGACCACAGCCACAGCAGAUUGUAAGUUACUUAGACUUAAGUAGAUUCUACACAUUGUGGCCCAAAUUCAUCUGCUCAAGUUGUAGAUCCAUGGUGUCUUGGGAGCCAUAGCUAACUUCUCAAACCAUGAAUGCACAACGCAGGAAUGCAUCAAUUAUGAGUUGUAAUACAAUAAU
Molecule: messenger RNA, 2023 nt
Organism: Osmerus eperlanus (European smelt)
Lineage: Eukaryota; Metazoa; Chordata; Actinopteri; Osmeriformes; Osmeridae
Gene: asip2b
Product: agouti signaling protein, nonagouti homolog (mouse) 2b
Exons: 3
Coding region: 149-502 (117 amino acids)
Biological process (GO): adult feeding behavior; positive regulation of feeding behavior; hormone-mediated signaling pathway
Cellular component (GO): extracellular region
Molecular function (GO): neuropeptide hormone activity; type 1 melanocortin receptor binding
Source: RefSeq, a predicted model, not a curated record